This is a messenger RNA of Dipodomys ordii (Ord's kangaroo rat), 1658 nucleotides long. RefSeq names its product NADH dehydrogenase (ubiquinone) complex I, assembly factor 7 (gene Ndufaf7). The transcript has 10 exons. NCBI's taxonomy places the organism in Eukaryota, Metazoa, Chordata, Mammalia, Rodentia, Heteromyidae. The record is from RefSeq and is a predicted model, not a curated record. Gene Ontology annotation, cellular component: mitochondrion. Gene Ontology annotation, biological process: mitochondrial respiratory chain complex I assembly. Gene Ontology annotation, molecular function: protein-arginine omega-N symmetric methyltransferase activity. The coding region runs from base 32 to 1360 and encodes 442 amino acids.
CGGCGCCUGGCCACCGGCGGAGUUCGGCAAGAUGGUCCCGGCGAGUCCCGUCGCCCGGCCGCUGCGUCACGUCGCGCGCGCUCUCUUUCCCUGUGUUUGGAGAGGGAAAUACUUCAGCUCCGGGAAUGAACCGGCAGAAAGCAACCGGGUGACACCUAUGUUUCGACAUCUCAUGUACAAAAUAAAGUCUACCGGUCCCAUCACGGUGGCCGAGUACAUGAAGGAGGUGUUGACCAACCCGGACAAGGGAUAUUAUGUUCACCAUGAUAUGCUAGGAGAAAAAGGAGAUUUCAUUACUUCACCUGAAAUAAGCCAGAUCUUUGGAGAGCUAGUAGGGAUAUGGUUCAUUAGUGAAUGGAUGUCCUCUGGAAAAAGUUCAGCUUUUCAGCUAGUAGAACUGGGCCCAGGUCGGGGAACACUCACAGGAGACAUUUUGAGGGUGUUCAGUCAGCUUGGAUCUGUGCUGAAAACCUGUGACAUUUCAGUACACCUGGUAGAGGUGAGUCAAAAAUUAAGUGAGUUUCAGGCACUGACAUUGACUGACAAGAAGAUACCAUUAGAGAGAGAUGCGGAAUCUCUUGUGUAUAUGAAAGGUGUGACCAAGUCUGGGAUUCCAGUUUCCUGGUACCGUGAUCUGAAGGAUGUUCCAAAAGGAUACAGCUUCUAUCUUGCAAACGAAUUUUUUGAUGUUCUUCCUAUACAUAAAUUUCAGAAAACACCACACGGAUGGAGAGAAGUACUCAUUGAUAUUGACCCACAAGUUUCUGAUAAGCUGAGAUUUGUCUUGGCACCUGGUGCCACUCCAGCAGAAGCCUUCAUACAAUGUGGUGAAACAAGAGAUCAUAUUGAAGUAUGUCCAGAGGCUGGGGUAAUUAUUCAGGAACUUUCUCAGCGCAUUGCACUCACUGGAGGUGCUGCACUAAUUGCUGAUUAUGGUCAUGAUGGAACAAAGACAGACACUUUCAGAGGGUUUUGCAGCCACAAGCUUCAUGACGUGUUAAUUGCCCCUGGAACAGCAGACCUAACAGCUGAUGUGGAUUUCAGUUACUUGCGCAGAAUGACACAAGGAAAAGCAGCCUCACUGGGGCCAAUCCAACAACAAACAUUUUUAAAAAAUAUGGGCAUUGAUGUCCGACUGAAGGUUCUUUUAGAUAAAGCAGAUGAGCCAUCAGUGAGGCAGCAGUUACUUCAUGGGUACAAUAUGUUAAUGAAUCCUAAGAAGAUGGGAGAAAGAUUUAACUUCUUUGCCUUGCUACCUCAUCAGAGACUUCAAGUUGGAAGUCAUCAGAUGGGCACAUGUCAGUCAAAACCCUCUGCAUCAUCACCUGUAGCUGGAUUUGGUGAACUAACUUGGCAGUGACAGUUCUAGACUUUUCACUUCUCAGCCUACUCAAGAAAUUAUAAGGAAUACACUUCAAACGCUGAAGAUAAUGUGACUGGUUGAAAGUAUUUUAACUCUUCACAAUCAUAAAAAAUAGUCCCCCCUUUUCCCACUAUAUGGGAGCAUGAACUUGGGGCAGUUGUGCUUACAUGGCUUGUUGGCUCAUGGCUGGCAUUCUUUUACCUGAGCCCCAACUCCAGCCAGACUUUUUUGCUGGUUAAUUGGAGUCUCUCAGACUAUUCUGCCAUGAUCCUCCAGGUCUCAAGUCUCCUGAGUA